AUGGACGCUAGCUGUGGACCCUCGAGUGCGCUUUCCCAGCUUUCUAAGCAUGCUCAGAGAGACACCUCUCUUCAGCACGGGACCGUGAACAAAAGUUUUCCCCAACAAAGUAGGCCAAGUUUCAAAAACCAGCCUGGAUUCGAUGCCUCACUCAACCAGGAAUUUCAGAACUUCAGUGGCCGAGCUGGACCAGGGGCAACUUUCCAAGAUCAGUUUGCCGGGGCAGGACCCAUCAACCCUCAUGCUCAACACCGCCCUCAACAACAUCAACACCAGCAAAACCAGUGGAUUCAGGACUUUAAUGGUUUGUCCUUGGAAAAUCGACACCAGCUGCCUGCUGCUGCUGCUGCUGCUGCUCAUGCCCAGCAGGGAAAGUCCGACUGGCACCAGCAGUUCAUGAACCUGAUGAAUAGGCAAAGUAUGCAGCAGCAACAACCACAGCUUCAACACAAUAUGGCCAACACAGCAUUUAGGCCACAGAUGGGGUACAUGGGCCAAAUGGGCCAGAUGGGCCAAAGUUUUCAGACGCUGAACCAACCUCAGACAGAGAAGGCCCAAGUGGAGGCGGAUUUGCUUGAAAACAGUGAAAUUCUCGACUCUCACUUUGAGCAGCUCGAGAAGGAGUUGGCGAUGGAAGAGCAGCAGUCUGAAGAAGCACUGAUUAGUGAGAUCGACAAGGAGCAAUUUGUCGAGGCUGCCAAGGCAGUGAGGCACUCCAUGAGGAACGAGAACAACAUGAAGUCAGAAGAAACAACGUCUAAGUUUGAGCAGCUGAAUUUCCUAAAGCUCAUGAACUCAAUCUCCGAUAGAAAGGUCGAGCUCUCGAAAGAGGGCGACAAGCUUGUUGAAACAGAAACGGGACAGGAUAUCAGGAACAACCUAAGCGACCCGCUAAAGUACGAGAAAGACCCCGACUACCACGAAAGGCCCCACGAGACAAUCCCAGCACCAGCAAAUUUGAACGCUCAAAAUAUGAGCGUUCCUCCACCACAAAUCACCAAGGAGUCAGAAAGUGUUCGCAGCCAUUUACCUGACCCAUUGGCCCACAUAAAGGAUGGCCAGCUCCCUGACAACUUGACGGCUUUACAAGCGGCGAGAAUCAUAAGCGGUGGGCAAGUUACGGGAAACCAGUGGAUGGAGGACGAGUCGUGGCUAACGGACCCCAGCAGGCUUCAGAACCAGACACCACUCUCCCAAGGCGGCAGCAGCAGCGGGAACAGCAUAUUGGAGCCCCACUGGCAGGAAGUCUACGAUGACUAUCGCCAUGAUGAUGAUUACCAUUGA
Messenger RNA from Candidozyma auris, 1284 nucleotides. RefSeq lists its product as uncharacterized. Bases 1 to 1284 code for a protein of 427 amino acids. Lineage: Eukaryota; Fungi; Ascomycota; Pichiomycetes; Serinales; Metschnikowiaceae. The transcript has a single exon. The record is from RefSeq and is a predicted model, not a curated record.